AUGCAGAGCUCGACGUUCACCGUGGCACCGCACGUGUUAGAGCAGGCGUACAAGGCUAUCCGGAAGACGCCGCCGGAGCCCAAAGACUUGGAGCAGUCGGCCAAAUUGCAAAGUUUCAUGGACGAGCACUUUCCGACUGAAUCGGCUGCCAACAUCACGCGUCGCUCAUUAAUCCUGGCCGAGCUUCGCUCUAUCUUUCGUUCCUGGGUCAAACAAAUUUGUAUUGAAAGGGGUGUUCCAGAGGAAAUGGCAGCAGAUGCAGGCGGUCAAAUCCUAGUCUCAGGGUCCUACAGACUGGAAGUGACCGAGGCGACAGAAGUGAUCACGGAGACAAUCGAAGUGACCGAUAAGCCUGAGGUGACGACCGAAAGGACCACAACGGAUACGACUGUGAUCGUAGAGGAAGAUGAUGUGGUGAAGGACAAGAAGUCCAAGUCAAAGAGGCACCGAAAGUCAAAACACCUGAUGGAUCAAAAAGAUGUGAUUGUUUCGUGCGAUAAAGCGAACCGGGUUGGCGUUGAUGCUAAACCCUUGGUUGCGCUUCUAAAUUGUGAUGAGCUGUUUGAUGAUGAUAUUCAGACUGGCGAGAUCAAUACCUUUACUGUAGGGUCGAUUGGUAAUGAAACAACGAAUACUUUUGAUAAGGAUGGCGCUGUUAUCGCCAAAAUCAAGACCGAUAUGUUUAGCACGACGAAGGCGAAUAGUAGCAAAAACAUCAAAACAAUUCGCAAAACGAUCCCCGCGGUAGCUAGAUCAAGUGGUGGGAAGAUGCGUACAAUUGAUGUUGAAACAAUGACAAGGACAAAUAUAUUGUCAGGUGAUAGGCACACCGAGGUGAAGACAGAUACUUCUGGUUUUACUGGCGAGGUUGAGAGUACGCCAAGCGCGAACACCGCCAAGUCGAAUGUGAAAUUGAUUAGCUUUUCGACUGAUCGCAAGUCAAACCAGGAUAAUGCUGUUGACGUUACAGCUAAGACCGAGGCAUCUUGCACCACAGAAGACAAGGAAAAGUUUAUCACCUUCGGUGGUAAAUUGACUAGUGCGAUUGAGGUGCAGACGAUAACAGUAAAGAGUUCAUCGACAGCCGAGACGAGUACGACAGUGAAGACAGAUUCACAUGAAAAUGCUGAAAACAAUUUGGAUUUCAUCACUAUUUCUGCCGUUGUCGGUACUGAAGGGACCAAGCGCAGCCUAUAUAAUUCGAGUGUGGAAGAAAGACUGGCUUUGACAGCUACACAACGUACUGGAAUGGGGUCUGCUUUGUACAACAUGAAGCGUCGGCGUCUUGUCAAAACAUGGCUUCCUCAGUUCGUUUCUUAUGUUCAACGUCGCGGCCGCAGUUUGUCAAAGACUAUGCCAAGAAAGGAGCUGCUAAAUUUUGCUCGGGACUUCUGCGACCUAAACUUUGCAAAUUUUGAGGACGGCUUCUUCACCUCUGGCACGUAUGAAGAAAAGCGAGCGACAUGGACAAUUGCACGCUCGCUAUCUUUCCAUUACCCAGGUGUUGCUGUUCAGCAACUAGGCCUUGGUUUUGGAAAAUUCCGCCGUACGUUGCUGAUUGACGAAGUCUGCCGCACUCACAAGAGGUCAGACGGUACCCCAUUAAUUGAAGUAGAGUUCGUUCUGUCAGCACUUCAAGUUGUGCCUAAAAAGUGUGCAUACUACGAAGAUGUGCUAAUCUUAGAGAAUGGUGAAGUGUUGUUUCACGGUACAGGAGAAUCUCUAAUCACGUAUUUUCUGGAGCUUGGCUUUUUGUGUCCUCCAAACGUCAACGUGGCCGACUACUUGCUGCACUUAAACGAGACGCAACAGAUGUACCACCAAGUUACAAUGAUACAAGGAUUUAACAAUCAACGCCAGUUGCGCCGCAGCCGCAUGUUCUCUGGAUUGAUAAAGUAUUCGGACGACAUGGUGCUUAUCACUGGCUGCUUGGGCGCUUGCAAUUCGUCGCGAACGAGCACUCCUGUUGGAAGUCCACUGCGCAACAGCUCAACCAUUAGACUAAGCACAUCGUAUUCGCCUAUUCGGCGACAACUGAAGGUUCGCGGGUCCUCGCAGUUCGGAUCCCUGAUGCAUUCUUCUACGGGGUUCAUGCCACCCCAAAUGAAAAUCACGGCCUACUCCAAUUCCAACGUGGAUUUGAAUUUGUCUGAGUACAGCGGCUUUGCGUCGUCUUUGGGUGCCAAAGUGGUUCGCGAUGUGCCCAAAACAACCGUCAGCUCACAGUCAGCUAGCUCCGAUACUGGCGAAAAUUUUGUCGACAGAGAUCUCUCUGUGCUCACGACUGAGACCGAAAUACCUCCUGUAACUGUACCCGCGUAUCCAAAUCGCCAGUCUACAAAACGCGGUUCUAGAUUUUCCUCCACAUGA
Messenger RNA from Plasmopara halstedii, 2370 nucleotides. Its product is annotated as poly polymerase. Gene Ontology annotation, cellular component: nucleus. The coding region runs from base 1 to 2370 and encodes 789 amino acids. NCBI's taxonomy places the organism in Eukaryota, Oomycota, Peronosporomycetes, Peronosporales, Peronosporaceae. The record is from RefSeq and is a predicted model, not a curated record. The transcript has 2 exons. Gene Ontology annotation, molecular function: poly(A) RNA polymerase activity.